Penicillium lagena is the source of this 2091-nucleotide messenger RNA. Its product is annotated as acetoacetate--CoA ligase family protein. Gene Ontology annotation, molecular function: acetoacetate-CoA ligase activity. NCBI's taxonomy places the organism in Eukaryota, Fungi, Ascomycota, Eurotiomycetes, Eurotiales, Aspergillaceae. The coding region runs from base 1 to 2091 and encodes 696 amino acids. The record is from RefSeq and is a predicted model, not a curated record. Gene Ontology annotation, biological process: lipid metabolic process. The transcript is spliced from 2 exons. Gene Ontology annotation, cellular component: cytosol.
AUGCCGCAUAUCAAUGAGACGAUUCUAGUCGACGAGGCUGCCACGGACGUGAAGGAGCUGUGGCGGCCUUCGGCGCCGGAGACGACCCAGAUCUUCGAUUUUAUGACUCGCGUGAACAAAAAGCAUAGCCUGUCCCUGACGCACUACAAUGAUCUCUGGACAUGGAGUGUUUCGGAACCGGCCAAGUUCUGGGAGGAGAUCUGGCACUAUACCUCCAUCAAGGCGCAUGCGCCAUAUCAACAGGUGCUAGGGUCUGAUGAAGUGAUGUUUCCCCGGCCGGCGUUCUUCGAAGGAAGUACUCUGAACUUCGCAGAGAACCUUCUUUACCCGUCCAAUUCGCCAGAUGAGAAUGCGGUUGCAAUCAUCGGAGCCACAGAAGCAGACCGAGAGUAUGUCUCGUGGAAAGAACUGCGCGAGCGGGUCCGGCAAUGCACCAACGCCUUGAAAGAAGCGGGCGUGGAGACCGGUGAUCGUGUGGCGGGCUUUGUGGGCAACCACGCCAACACCGUCGUGGCCAUGCUAGCAGCAGCGUCCCUGGGCGCCUUUUGGACCGGCGUGUCUCCUGACACGGGGGUACAUGCCGUUCUGGAGCGAUUGAAGCAGAUUGAGCCCAAGGUCUUGUUUGCGGAUAAUGCCUCCCUCUAUAACGGCAAGGUGCACGGCUCCCAUGCCAAGGUGCGUGAGAUUGUGGAGGAGUUGCCCAAGUUGGAGUUCCUUGUUGUCUUUGACACGGCCAAAGUGGCCGAGUUCAACAUGGAACAAGUACGACCCGUCCGCGGGAAAGCGGUAGGCUAUCGCGACUUCUUGUCCACGGUGCAUAACCAGGCAGCACCGAUGGAGUUUGCGAGCUUGAGCCCGGAACACCCGGUCUACAUCUUGUACUCGUCGGGUACGACAGGCGCGCCUAAGCCUAUUGUGCAUGGGUCUUUGGGUACGUUGCUGCAACACAAGAAAGAGCAUCUCCUUCACUGCGAAAUCCGGCCAGGCGAUCGUCUGUUCUACUUUACGACGACAACGUGGAUGAUGUGGCACUGGCUGGUCUCCGGUUUGGCCAGCGGCGCCACAAUUGUCCUGUAUGAUGGCUCGCCAUUCCGGCCAUUCGAUUCUGAAGGAGGCAAUGGGGAGAUGGCUAUGCCACGGCUGAUUGAUGAACUCGAAAUUACUCAUUUCGGCACCUCGGCAAAGUACCUCUCGAUGCUGGAACAAGCAGCCCUCAACCCACGCAAGCAUCCGCACCGUCCGGUGAGUCUGAAGACCUUGAAGGCAAUCUUCAGCACCGGAUCCCCCCUGGCCCCCUCAACUUUCGAGUACAUCUAUUCUUCCAUUCACCAAGAUAUCAUGCUCGGCUCCAUCACCGGCGGCACAGAUAUCCUGUCGUUGUUCUGCUCCGGAUGCCCGAUCCUGCCUGUCUAUAAGGGCGAGAUCCAAUGCCGCUCUCUUGGGAUGGCGGUGUCCGUCUAUGACUACGCCGGGAACGACAUCAGUGCCUCUGGCGAACCAGGAGACUUGGUCUGCACCACCCCUUUCCCCGCACAACCAGUCAUGUUCUGGCCGCCUGGCCCAAUGGGUCUAGAGAAGUACCGGAAGAGCUAUUUCGAUGUCUUCGGUCCCACCAUUUGGCACCACGGCGACUUUGUGCGGUUGAACCCAAAGACAGGAGGUGUGGUCAUGUUGGGCCGGAGUGAUGGUGUGCUAAAGCCAUCCGGGGUUCGGUUUGGAAGCGCAGAAAUCUACAAUGUUCUGCUGAAGCACUUCGCCGAUGAGGUUGAAGAUUCCCUGUGCGUGGGCCGGAGACGCGAGGGCAUCGAUUCAGACGAGACCGUCGUCCUCUUCGUGAAGCCGAAUAAGGGAGGCAUCAUGCCGGCGGAUCUGGCUGCGCGCAUCCAGGCGACCAUUCGUAAGGAACUCAGCCCUCGCCAUGUACCCGCCAUUAUCGAUGCAUGCCCGGAGAUCCCGGUCACCUCGAACGGCAAGAAAGUUGAGAAUGCCGUCAAGCAGAUCCUGUGCGGCCUCAACAUCAAGAUUGGGGCUAGCGUCGCCAAUGCUGCGUGCCUUGAUUGGUAUCGCAACUGGGCUUUGGAGCAUUCUUAA